AUGAAAAACAUACCAAGGUCGCCCGGGCAGUCGUACAUCGACUGGAAUGAGCACCGGGAGGCGUCCUUCCAUACAGUCAAAUCCUUGUACGAAGCUCAGGCGUGCAAGCGACGGCUUCCCUUCUUCCACGAGUUUCAAAUUGACCGUGUCAUACUUGCGACACGCGUGUUCUACAAGGUGCUGUUUGGGCAUUUCGGUGAUGACGUUGUAAGUGGCUAUAAGGAGAUACGGUAUAUCUGUGGAGUAUCAUUCGCAUCGCAGCAUUGCCCGGAACAGUUUUACGCAUUCCUCAGUUUCGCACGUCAGACCUGCCUUAACACAAAGGUACUGCUGCUUACCCGGAAAUUGCACUCAGCGGACGCUAACCCCGAGAUGUUUGAGUCGCUCACCGGUGGCCAGAAAGUCCGCGCGAUCAGGGACUUAGAACGAACACAUGAGCUCUACAACGAGUAUGCUCAAAACUAUCCCGAACAUGCAUAUCGAAUCUGCAUGGAGGAUAUGUUCAACCAAAAGACAAACACAACCCUCGCCAGGAACCUGCUGACCUUCUUACGGGAAGACCCUUCCCGCCCCAUCCGGUUUACCAGGAUGCCGCCGCGAUGA
This is a messenger RNA of Volvox carteri f. nagariensis, 603 nucleotides long. RefSeq lists its product as uncharacterized. Lineage: Eukaryota; Viridiplantae; Chlorophyta; Chlorophyceae; Chlamydomonadales; Volvocaceae. The coding region runs from base 1 to 603 and encodes 200 amino acids. The transcript is spliced from 5 exons. The record is from RefSeq and is a predicted model, not a curated record.